AUUUAGGGUUUCCACACCUGAGCGAAGGUACCAGAGCAGAAACGUCAACAUGAGGACGCACACACUUUUGUCCAUGACUCUGCUGGGCCUGCUGCUGUGGGCCUCCUGCAGCCGGGCCGACGACACAGAGCCCUCACAGGCAGAAACACAGGAAGACACAUCGAAGGAGUCAACGGAGGAGACUUCAGCCGAGGAGGAGGAAACCAAAGAGACACCAGAGAAAGAGAAAACAACAGAGAUAGAGGAGGACAAAGAUGUGAUGAUUCUCCACAUCAACAACUUUGCCAGAGCUCUCAGCGAGAAUCAGUAUCUACUGGUGGAGUUCUAUGCUCCCUGGUGUGGCCACUGCAAAAAGCUGGAGCCUGUUUACGCCGAGGCUGCUGGGAAGCUGAAGGAGGAGAAGGAGGAGGCUGCAGGGAUCCGUUUGGCCAAAGUGGACGUCAUAGAGGAGAAGGAACUGGGCGAUGAGUUUGAAAUCGGAAGUUUUCCAACUCUGAAACUGUUCAUCAACGGAGACCGAAAGCAGCCCCUCGACUUCUCUGGUAAGAGGACAGCAGAGGGAAUGGUCCAGUGGCUGAAGCGUCGUGCCGGCCCCGGUGUUCCCGUGCUCGACUCUGCAGACUCUGCAGCUCAGUUCAUCGACUCACAUAACAUCACUGUUGUAGGAUUCUUUGAUAAUCUGGAAAGUGAGGAGGCCAAAGUCUUCAAGGAGCUCGCUUUUGAUUUCACUGACUCUGAGUUUGCUGUGUCAGCGAUUCCAGAGGUUUUCCAGAAGUAUGAAGUAAAGGCCAACUCGGUGGUGCUCUUCAAAAAGUUUGACGAGGGCAGAGCAGAUUUCUCGUUGUCAGAAGAAGGGAAGCUGGACAAAACAAAUCUGACCGCCUUCAUAAAGGAAAACAGCAUGGAGCUGAUCAUCCCAUUCAGCCAGGAGAAUGCAGAUAAGAUCUUUAGCUCCAGCAUCAAAAUUCACAGCCUGCUGUUCAUCAACUCCUCUGUGAAGAGUCAGACAGCGCUGUUGGACGAAUCCAGGACCAUUGCCAAAGAGUUCAAGGGCAAGAUGCUGUUCGUUGUUCUUGACGUGACAGAAGCCAUGACGCAUGUGCUGGAUUACUUUGGUGUGUCUGAGAAAGACGCCCCGACUGCUCGUGUCAUCAACAUGGAGACGGGAAAGAAGUUCAACAUUGACUCCGGGGAUCUUAACAUAAACUCAAUAAGACAGCUGUGCCUGGACGUUCUGGAAGGCACUGCUAAGCCUUACUUUAAGUCUGAGGAGAUCCCAGAGGACUGGAACAAAGGGCCGGUCAAAGUCCUGGUGGCGAAGAAUUUCGAGUCUGUUGCUCUGGACCCAACCAAAAACGUCUUUGUGGAGUUCUCACAUGCUUAG
This is a messenger RNA of Notothenia coriiceps (black rockcod), 1384 nucleotides long. RefSeq names its product protein disulfide isomerase family A, member 2 (gene pdia2). Gene Ontology annotation, molecular function: protein disulfide isomerase activity. The record is from RefSeq and is a predicted model, not a curated record. Bases 50 to 1384 code for a protein of 444 amino acids. Gene Ontology annotation, cellular component: endoplasmic reticulum. The transcript has 9 exons. Lineage: Eukaryota; Metazoa; Chordata; Actinopteri; Perciformes; Nototheniidae. Gene Ontology annotation, biological process: protein folding; response to endoplasmic reticulum stress.